This is a messenger RNA of Fraxinus pennsylvanica, 855 nucleotides long. The record is from the annotation of a GenBank genome assembly. Lineage: Eukaryota; Viridiplantae; Streptophyta; Magnoliopsida; Lamiales; Oleaceae.
AUGUUCCGCCGCAGGGGUAACUCCCAUCACGAUCAGGACACCGAUGAGGAGGAACGUGACAGCAAGGUCAACGAGCUUAAAGCUGCCCUGGGACCACUUUCUGGACGCAGCUUGCAGUACUGCACUGAUGCGUGCUUGAAGAGAUAUUUGGUAGCCAGGAACUGGAAUGUAGAGAAGUCGAAAAAGAUGUUGGAAGAGACACUGAGAUGGAGAUCGACAUAUAAACCUGAAGAGAUCCGCUGGCAUGAAGUUGCAAUUGAAGGUGAGACUGGGAAGGUAUACAGAGCUAAUUUUCACGAUCGUUAUGGAAGGACUGUUCUUAUACUGAGACCGGGAAUGCAGAAUACGUCGUCACUAGAUAACCAGAUGAGACACCUGGUGUAUCUUAUAGAAAAUGCCAUUCUUAAUCUUCCCGAAGGUCAAGAACAGAUGGCAUGGUUAAUUGAUUUUACAGGAUGGUCUUUAAGCAACCAUGUCCCCAUCAAAUCUGCUCGAGAAACUAGCAAUAUAUUGCAAAACCAUUACCCUGAGAGACUAGCCAUUGCAUUUUUGUACAGCCCUCCACGCAUAUUCGAAGCAUUCUGGAAGGUUGUGAGGUACUUUUUGGAUCCGAAAACCUUCCAGAAGGUGAAAUUUGUGUACCCGAAGAAUAAAGACAGUGUGGAGCUGAUGGGUUCCUAUUUUGAUUCUGACAAUCUCCCGACUGAGUUUGGCGGAAAAGCCACGCUGCAGUAUAAUCACGAGGAGUUCUCCAGGCAAAUGGCACAGGAUGAUGUGAAAGCUGCUAAGUUAUGGGGUUUCGAUGAGCACCAACCUAAUGACCGUGCGGGAGCCGAGGUGGCUCCAGAACCCUAG